AUGCGCAUUUUGGACUCUUUGCUUCUUGAUAGCUAGCGUUUCUAUAUAAUAUACAUAAAAUCCAUUUUAUAGUUGACACUGAUUGAACUUUCCACUGUCUACGAGCGAGGGUGAAUUUGCGACAGGAUUCUGUCAUGACAAGACAUGCAGUAAGCUAAUGCUUACAGACAAUCAACCGCCCCAACUUUGUGAGAUCCAGGCAAGUUGGACAGAAAGUGAUAUGCCGUUGAUAUAUCAGAAAGGAAAAGGGGUUAAAAACAAUGUACCAACCAAGAAGCCAUGUGGAAGCCAUGUCUGCAACGAAAAAGCGAGCCGUAUCCAGGAUGUUGUUCUUCCAACCCCUCGCCCCAUCGCCGUCAAUAAAUGCUGUCAUUUUAUUGGCAAUGAAUGACAGCUGCAUGGUUGCUUCUGCGCUUUCCAACAGCUGGCUUUCGUGAUGAGACGGAAACAAUCAGCUUCGCAUCAGUGGCGCUCAGACCUGGCCUAAAUAUCUCUUACUUUCUUCCCCCGGAACUCUUGAUGCACCUGCAGGGAAUGGAUUCACGCACUCAUCGUCGAUUCAUACCUGCACUUCAGAUCAUGCACGGCGAAUAAUGUACAUUUCAGGCUCAUUGCAUGAUAGUCUUGUCACAUGAACCUUUCCUCGAAAGGCGUCCCUGGAAGCGAUCUGGUCUUGAUCAGCCUCUCUGCUGAGUGGCAGUGCAUCGCU
Molecule: messenger RNA, 709 nt
Organism: Xylona heveae TC161
Lineage: Eukaryota; Fungi; Ascomycota; Xylonomycetes; Xylonales; Xylonaceae
Exons: 1
Coding region: 261-437 (58 amino acids)
Source: RefSeq, a predicted model, not a curated record